ACAGAGACCAGAGAGCAGAGGCCAGAGACCAGGAUGAAGCCUGACUGGGCUGUGUGGUGCACGCUGGUGCUGAUGCUGAUGGCCGCGGUGCUGAGCAGGACAGGAGCAGUUCCUGCCCCUCCGCCCCCCAGGAACCACCUGGGUGCCAGGGGCUGCCACAUGGACCAGUUCAAGUCUCUGUCCCCGCAAGAGAUGAAGGCCUUCAAGAGGGCCAAGGACGCCCUGGAAGAGUCCCUCCAGCUCAAGAACUGGCACUGCAGCUCCCGCUCACUCCUCAGGUCCCGGGACCUGAGGCAGCUGCAGGUGUGGGAGCGCCCUGUGGCCUUGGAGGCUGAGCUGGCCCUGACACUGAAGGUCCUGGGGACAGUGACGAACUCUACCCUGGGAGACAUCCUGGACCAGCCCCUCCACACGCUGCAGUACAUCCACUCCCAGCUUCAGGCCUGUGUCCCAGCUCAGGCCCCAGCAGGCCCCAGGGCCCGGGGCCACCUCCACCAGUGGCUGCAUCGCCUGCGGGAGGCAGAGCAGAAGGAAUCCCAGGACUGCCUUGAAGCCUUUGUCACAUCCAACCUCUUCCGCCUCCUCACCCAGGACCUGAAAUGUGUCGCUGCAGGAGACCUGUGUGCCUGACCUUGAGACCUGGCAGCCACCUAUGCCCUCAUCAUGGAUUUUAUUUAUGCAUGCUCCAGUUUUUAAUUUAUUGUCACCCAACCAGUAUUUAUAUAUUUAUAUAUUUAUGUGUGUGACUUGUCAAACUCAGACCCGACAAAAUAUUUAUUUUUUUUACUUUUGUAAAAAUUUUGCAAAUAUAAUAAA
Pipistrellus kuhlii (Kuhl's pipistrelle) is the source of this 816-nucleotide messenger RNA. RefSeq names its product interferon lambda-3-like. The transcript has a single exon. NCBI's taxonomy places the organism in Eukaryota, Metazoa, Chordata, Mammalia, Chiroptera, Vespertilionidae. The coding region runs from base 34 to 630 and encodes 198 amino acids. The record is from RefSeq and is a predicted model, not a curated record. Gene Ontology annotation, biological process: positive regulation of immune response; defense response to virus; cell surface receptor signaling pathway via JAK-STAT. Gene Ontology annotation, molecular function: cytokine activity.